AUGGAGAAAGCAGGGUUCGAGACUCGUUUGCGUUCACUGUUGGUGGACUACUUGUCCUCCACAAACACACGGAAAAUGACGCCUGUGAGAAAACACAUCCUGCAGAUUUUAAUUUUUCUGAACGGAAAAGAGAACAUCGGUCAGCUUGGUGGAUUUUCUUAUUCCAAGAAUAAAGAAGUUGCUGAUCAACAAAGGAAGUACAUCCUGUUUGCGUUUCUCUUCAUGGAGGCAUUGAAAAAAAACACAGUGACAGAGACGGACUUGACCACCCUCCAGAGGAUGUGGGGGCAGCACCUCCUGUCCCUGGUCAACAAUGGAAUGGAAAAGGCCGCUGAGAGAUACGAGAGGAUUCUCCACGACAGCGAGAAGACAAUAUUCAACAUCAAACGAUUUCAGCGAAUUCUCCAGAAAGUUAGAAGUAACGACACCGGAACAAGGACCGGGACACAGACAAAUCCUGAUCACGUGACACCAGUAGUAGUCACCCCCUUCUCGUUAAGGAGACCAAGGAUGUACGAGAGAAUCGCGAUGGUGCUGAGGAAUGUGUUUGGGUCAGGCGAUCCGAAGGAUUUCUUCAUGUUGAAGUUUUCGGACGGCCAAUGAAGACCAAGACUUUGUGUGGCGUUUUAGUCACUGCAUAGAAUACCAGGUUGUGGCGUUUUAGUCUCUGUGGCUUCAGGGCACUGUUAAUUGUGGCGUUUUAGUCACCAGACUAUAGAAACUUUGGUGGCGUUUU
Molecule: messenger RNA, 736 nt
Organism: Magallana angulata
Lineage: Eukaryota; Metazoa; Mollusca; Bivalvia; Ostreida; Ostreidae
Exons: 5
Coding region: 1-603 (200 amino acids)
Source: RefSeq, a predicted model, not a curated record